Molecule: messenger RNA, 1386 nt
Organism: Kuraishia capsulata CBS 1993
Lineage: Eukaryota; Fungi; Ascomycota; Pichiomycetes; Pichiales; Pichiaceae
Exons: 1
Coding region: 1-1386 (461 amino acids)
Biological process (GO): monosaccharide transmembrane transport
Cellular component (GO): membrane
Molecular function (GO): hexose transmembrane transporter activity
Source: RefSeq, a predicted model, not a curated record
AUGAGUAUCACAGAAGCCCUGCUGUUGGAAAGGACCGCGAGUCCGUGGUCACCCACUCUUAUCUUCAUGAUAUCGACAGCAUGCUUAUCGUCCCUCCAGUUCGGAUACCAUAUGUCUGAGUUGAACGCGCCUCAGGAAAUCAUGAAUUGCGCCAGAUCCGUUCCGGCAGAUGGCACCUGGUUUGAGGAUCACGGUCUGUUGACAUGUAUACCGUUUCAAGAGCAUGUUGGAGCCAUCACCUCGAGCUAUCCCCUGGGUGGACUCGUUGGCUCUUUGUUUGCAGGCUACUUGAGUGAUCGUUACGGGAGGAAAAGGCUAUUUUUGCUAGUGUCGAUUCUCUACUUCGUUGGCUCAACCUUGGAGGGUCUGGCAAACUCGACUUUGAUUCUUGGACUUGGCAGAACGAUCAAUGGUCUCGGUGCAGGCACUGGACUGGUGGUUAGCCCAAUGUUCAUCAAUGAAAUAAGCCCUCUGAGGUUGAGGGGUUUCCUGGGAAGUCUCAACCAAGUGAGUGUCAACCUCGGUAUCUUGUUUACACAAUUGCUAGCUACGUGCUGGUCCAACGAUUCUCAAUGGAGACUUAUCUUGCUCAUGGGAUCUGCGAUGGCCCUGGCGAGCUUGGUGUGUUCUGUUUUCAUGUACGAAUCGCCCAGAUGGUUGUACUCAUCCAACCCAACUUCUGCGCUCAAGAUCCUCUCUAUAUUGCGCAAUGGUGAUGUUUCGGUGGUGGAAAACUGGGAGAACGAGGCUGAGGAAUCCCAGGGCGCAACCGUCAGCCUCACAGACUUCGAGACCAAUCCAAAAUACUCGAAAUCCAGAAACAUAUCUGCUCUCAUUAUGAUUGGUCAACAAUUCUGUGGCAUUAACUCCAUCAUUUUCUACGGGGUUCAGGUGCUGGUGCAGGUGUUCCCAAACAGCGUUAUUCUAGUUAACUGCUUGAUCUCUGUGCUGAAUGCUACAGUGACCUUCAUUGCAUCUCUGUUUAUGGACAAAUACGGCCGCAAACCGUUGUUGAGAUUGUCUUCGAUAGCUAUGGGGAUAUCCUCUUUGGGUCUGGCUGUUGGCAUUCUGAACCACCUCCCUAUGCUUUCGGUGGCCUCUGUUCUAGGUUACGUCGGAUUCUUCGCCAUUGGUGUUGGUCCCAUUCCUUUUCUGCUGAUCUCUGAAGUCAGUCAAGCAGAAUGUAAGGGACUCGCACAAUCCCAAGGUAUGGUGUUCAAUUGGCUCAGUACCUUCCUUAUCGGGGCGUUCUUUCCAUUGGUGAAUGGUGGGGGAGUGUACAUCGCGUUUGCCCUCGUUUGCUUCGCUUACUGCUAUUGGAUAACCAGGUCCAUUCCUGAAACAAAGGGGAAGGACACGUAUGAAGAGGUUUGGGGUAUAAGCUGA